GCAGCCACCGUGGGCUCUGGGGCUGCUCGGAGUUGCAACACCGCAGUAAAGUCCGGUUCCGCUGUUAUCCGUGGCGGUGACAGACCACCAACAAACCCCUCCGUAGCAUCCAAAAUCCUCCCGCCGAGCCAUCGAAUGUCUGCCCCUGCAGCUCCAGCAGCAACCCCGGCAUCGACGCUUGGUGUGUCCACCCGCCUGGACACGAAACCAUUCGCUUCCAUGCAGAUACGAUAUAGUAAAGUCCAAGCUGCGCGGUUAUUCCUCGGUUUCGACACUUUCGCCGCCAAUCUCUUGAGGGUUGUCGAGGAUAGCUCCAGCCGAUAACGGGCCCCACCAGACCGACACUGGCUCAAGGGGAGGCUAAAGUCGGCAAGGGGAAUAAUGCACUUGGCGGACUGGAGAGGGCUUGUCAGUGAGUCACGCCGGAAACGGUUACAUGAUUGUGUAUUUCACCGGUCAAACAUUAUGAAAUAUGGAAUGAAUCCCAGCGAUUGGCUGAUUUGCAGUAUAAUUAUUCAUAAAAUAAGGCGGGAAUAGACCAAAGGGGAGGGAUGUGGAAGGCUGGCAGUGACAAUUUUAUAAUCUCCAUUUUGGUAACCACAGCAGUCACAUGUUUUACAGUAGUUGUUUCCGAAUCCAGGGUGUGUGUAAUCACCACCAAGGUCAAUCAUUUGAUUCAAAUGACAUCGGCGCUUAUUGCUCAUUGGGUUUAGUUAUAUUAAAAUGUGUCCCCAACAUUGGCUUCGAAGGUCAUCACUGUUCUGUCUACUGUGAAAUUACUGCGUGAAAUGAUGCAUGACAGGCUCACUGUGCAUGCAAUGGAAGCAAUGCAAGAAUGUAAAUGUAUGCCGAUAAAUAAUAUACAUCAAAAGAUACACAACAGCUAUAGAUUUUAAACUGACCAAUAUCAAUAUGCAUUGGUCAAACAUGAAUGUACAAAACACACGCACCACACGGGGGCAUCAUUCAGCACAUUGGACAGCGACGUGUUCCGUGACGUGUCCACGUCGGCUACCGGAAGCUACGUCAUCUGAUGGAUUUAAAGCUUUUUAUUUUAUUUUGCUGGAUAAAGAUUAAUCUCGUUCGAAGAAAAUUGAUUUUUGUCGUUAAUCUGUGACUCAGGGGUAGGAUCCACCCGUGAUUAAAACGACUGGUAUGACGUGACGGCCAGUGUUAAUUUGUAUCAAAAUCACCAGGGGAAAGCAACACCUGGGUCCACGUAGUACGUUCCCAACCAUGAGGAGGUGACAGCCAGAUAACUCUGCUGCUAGGUCUUGCUGCUUGGACAUAUGGCAAGGAUCACUUUCUCAUGCCUGCCAGCCUCCUGGUACUGCAGUGUGUCCUUGCUGUCUCUGGGUUGUGUGCCCAGGCAAAGGGCCUUCUUCCUGGUGUUCCUCACCUGCUCUGCCCUGGUUUUCCUGGGGGUCUACCAGACUGAGCUCUGGGGGCCCCAGCGCCACAGGGGACACGUCAACAAAUACCUCUCAUCUGUGGAGACCAUGGAGGCGACUGAUGUCACCAACGCAGCUCUAAACUAUGGGAUCGUGGUGGACUGUGGCAGCAGCGGCUCCAGGGUGUAUGUGUACUACUGGCCCCCCCACCAUGGAAACCUCCACACCCUGCUGGACAUCAGGCAGAUGAGGGACCACGACCGCCACCCUGUGGUCAAGAAGAUCAAACCUGGUAUUUCCACCAUGGCACUGAGCCCAGCCAAGGCCAGUGACUACCUCCACCCCCUCCUUUCCUUCGCUGCCACCCAUGUCCCCAGGAAGAAACACAAGGAGACUCCUCUCUAUAUCCUCUGUACUGCUGGCAUGAGACUGCUGCCUGAGAGUCAGCAGGCUGCUAUCCUGGAGGACCUGGUAAGAGAUGUUCCAGUGGAGUUUGACUUCCUGUUCUCCAGCUCCCAUGCAGAGGUGAUCUCUGGGAAACAGGAAGGUGUAUAUGCAUGGAUUGGUAUUAACUUUGUGUUGGGACGCUUUGACCAUGCAGAGUACGAUGAUGCAAUGGUGGAGGUCACUACAGGGUCACAGAACCAUCACCCAAUUAGCCGGCGGCGUACAGUGGGCAUCAUGGACAUGGGCGGAGCCUCGCUGCAGAUAGCCUAUGAGGUGCCUAGCGCGGUCCACUUCAGUUCACCUGAACAGGAGGAGUUGGGUAAGAGCCUGCUGGCAGAGUUUAACCUGGGCUGUGAUUCAGAGCACACGCAGCACGUCUACCGUGUAUAUGUCACCACAUUCCUGGGCUUCGGGGGGAACAUGGCUCGACAGCGCUACGAAGACCAGCUGGUCAACUCCACCAUCACCAAGAACAGGCUGACAGGCGAUCAGACAGGCAUGAUGGAAGCCACACCCCUUGCGGACCCAUGCCUCCCUGUCGGCCUAUCAGACGUGGUGCGUCGGGACGGCCGUGCGGUCCACCUGAGAGGGCAGGGGGACUGGGCGCGGUGCCAGGGGGCAGUCAGGCCUUUCCUGGGUCUCCACAACGGCACCAUGGGAUCCCCCAGGGGGGUGUACCAGGCCCCCAUCGACUACAGCAACUCAGAGUUCUACGGCUUCUCUGAGUUCUUCUACUGCACUGAGGAUGUACUGAGGAUGGGGGGACCGUACGACAGCGCUAAGUACUCCAAGGCUGCCACGGACUAUUGUGCCACCAAGUGGUCAACCCUCACCAAGCGUCUGGACAGCAAGCUGUUCUCUAAACAAGCAGACUCCUCCAGACUGAAGUACCAGUGUUUUAAGUCAGCCUGGAUGUUCCAGGUGCUCCACUCAGGCUUCAGGUUCCCUAAGGACUACCCCAGCCUGAAGACUGCUCAGCUGGUCUAUGACAAGGAGGUGCAGUGGACCCUGGGAGCCAUCCUGUUUAAGACACGCUUCCUGCCUCUCAGGGACCUCCAGGCAGAGUCAUUUAAACAGGGCCACUCCAACUGGCUGCGUUCCUCCUUCGUCUACAACCACUACCUGUUUUUUGCCUGUAUCCUGGUGGUCCUGCUGGCCAUUCUACUGUACAUCCUCCGCCUCCGCAGGAUCCACCAGCGAGAACAGAGGCAGGCAGAGGCCCUGGACCUGCUCUGGGUGGAGGAGGGGGAGGCUCUUCUGGCCUGAUCCAGGAUCAGUUUAGACUCUGAAUCUUUCUUGACCUGAGGCCUUGGGUGUGGGGGGGUUACUGAUCUAGGAUGAGUCGAGAUGCUCUCAGUAACUGGUGUUCAUAGCCUGGUAUGCACAGCUCUAGGAUCAACCUUUCACCCUCUGAGUUGUAAGCUUGACUGGUGCUCUAUUUGUUAAGAGGCACUGAUCUAGGAUCAGAUUAUCAACCCGCAAAUCAUGACCUUGACUGGGACCAACGCCCUGUUGGGACAAUGAUCUAGGACCAGCUUAGUCACGCUGAAUCAUAACGUUGACUAUUGGCUAGAAAUGCAAUAGCAACGUCAUCCUACAACAGGUUUUAAUUAUGGGGGUGCUGGACACUCCCGUUUCUUUAACAGAUAUCAACGUUGACCUGGCCGUGAGCACCCUCGUAAAAUAAAAUAUCAACCAAGGUCCAAAUCACUAUUUAUAGUAACCUCUGACCUAGAGUGUUGAUGUAAACAUAAGUAGGAGGGGCCAUGGAACCGGAACCUUCAAAAGGGGGAGGAGAAUUGCAGGAUGUGGGUGAAACCUCAUGAAGGGAGAACUAGAUCGUUAAAACAACGAAACAGGAGAAUCCCAACAGGUGAACGACUGAGGACCGAGCCAUUCUAUUUCUAUUGGAGAUAAUUCACUGUUGCAGAGGGACAUUUUGUGUGAAGGAAGGUGAAGCUUGACGUUUGAGGCUGAAGUUGCCCUUAACCACAGAUCUAGAAUCAAGUAACCUACUCCUAAUCCUAACCUUAACCAUGAGGGGGAUGCAAAUAAAAUCUGACCCUGUAUCUGUGGUUAGUGGUAACUUCUAGCUACUUUUUGAUGAAAAGGGUGGCUCUAUGAUUGUCUGUUUUGGACAGUAUUGUAACCAUGAUAGUUAGUCUAUCUGACCAGUAUACUUCCUGUAAAUCUCACAAACAGGAAGUGCAUUAAUUCCUUAAUAAUCCCACUGUGGGAAUGCUUUUGUAUUGAAAAGCUACAAUGAGGAAUCAAACAUGGGGUGGCAGGUAGCCUAGUGGUUAGAGCUUUGGGCCAGUAACCAGCAGGUAGCCUAGUGGUUAGAGCUUUGGGCCAGUAACCGAAAGGUUGCUUGAUCGAAUCCCCGAGCUGACAAGGUAAAAAUCUGUCGUUCUGCCCCUGAACAAGCAGUUAACUCACGCCGAAAGACGUGGAUUUAGAUUAUGGCAGCCCCCCAUACCCCUCAGAUUCAGAGGGGUUGGGUUAAAUGUGGAAGACAUUUCAGUUGAAUGCAUUCGGUUGUACAACUGACUAGGUUUCCCCCUUUCCCUUCUCAAACAAUUUAUUACAGCGGUUCAUUGAAUGUCCUUAACGUUUUUAACUCUUUGUUUUGGUGCUGGGAACAGAUUGUUCUGAGCCAGUUAUGUUGAUGACAAGCUAGGAGUGAAACGGGUUGUCAGUGUUUAAUGGAUUGUAGUUGAUGCCUUCUGAUUGCAUUGUGUUGAACUGUGGUACACACGCGCACACACACACACACACACACACACACACACACACACCUGAACUCCAAGUUGUGUGUUACGAUGGGUCUAUGUCAGACUGUCAAUGUUAGUUACCACCAGCUCCUCACCUGCCCUGUACUGUAAAUAUCCAAUCAGACAUCACUAUCGGUCUGCUCUACUACUCUUGAUAAUGUUGGGAGGUAUUGCUGCUGUUAAAUGAGAUGCAUUGAAUUGCUAAUCAAAGGAGCUAUCUUGUUAUUUUGAGGCUGUAUAAUUUGAGUCGUCACAAUGCAAGUGGAAGUGUAGCGUCAGUGAUUUUAAUGUCAAUUCAUCACACUUCCUUUUGGCUUUGGACUCUUUCUCUGGCUGAAACCUUCAGUGCAGCAUUUGAAUGGGGUCUUAUACCUUCCCUCGGUUUGACCCGUUUGUUUUGUUAAAAUGUACAAGAGGAAGGGGCCUCUAAUUGUUGCAGCUCUAUUUUGACUCUUCCUAAAGAAGGACCAAUGAUCAACUGGACCAAGUUUGUGUUCCAAAUGGCACCCUAUUCCCUAUAUAGUGCACUACGUUAGAGUGGGGCCCUAUUCCCUAUAUAGUGCACUACUUUAGAGCAGGUCCCAUAGGGCUUGGGUUAAAAGUAUUGCACAAUGUAGUAAAUAGGGUGCCAUUUGGGACAUAAUCCUAACUGUCUUGUCGGUCUCUUAUUGAGGAAAAAUAACUACAUGGAUGUGAGAAACAAACAUCUGUUUUAAAUAAAUCAAUGUUUUAAAACAUGUUGUUUCUCUUUGGGUACUUUCUCUUGGUACAUGUUUAGGGUCGCAUUCAUUAGUGCACAUGGUAGCAAAAAUGUUUUGCAAUGGAAAACCAAGUUCUUAUUGAACAAGUUCAGGUACUCCCUGUUGCAUUCCAUUUCUUCUGUUUGGUGCCUAGUGUAUAUGACUGAGCUGGUUUAGCAGGUCUUGGUAAUGUGUGUCAAUGUGCCCUGACAUGAACCGAGGUUGGCAGCUGGCACUUUCCAGGGCAUUCUGGGUGUUUAUAUCAUCCAGGUACGAGAGACGGGUGCAGGUCGAUGUGCCAACGGACCAAGGCUGACUCUCCCCAUUUGACUUUCUUCAGGGAUGGAAUUAUCCACAAUAAAACUCUUGUUUGGCUUUCUGUUUGCUAACAAUGUAGGAAAGGAAACAAGGAAAGGAAACAAGGUGGAAGCUUUGGCCACUGUCCAAACAAAUUCUUCUCUCGGGGAAACAAAAAGAGCACCCUUACCAACCUGUUUUCUUAAAAAUAUACUUUAAUACAACAGCUGCAUAUAAAUAUUAAAAUAUACAUUAUAAUGGUGUACAGUACACUCACACAAAACAAAAAACAAAAAUUAGGCUUCUAUUUGUACGGCACUUUACUUUCUUUUCUUGCUGCUUUUUAAUGUUUAAAAGAGUUAUUCCAUUCUGUAUUUUGCCAAGCGUUUAUUGUACUAUUGUGAUUAUUGUAGGUUAUUGAAAACAGAGAGGGGGGGGGGGGGGGUUAGAGGAGUUGUGAAAGGAUAUGGGGGGGUGCUGUACAUGACAUGAUGACACUGUGUUCUGGAAUGUAUCCUGUUUGUAGUCCAGAAGAAAUUUUUGCAGUUCCAAAAGAAUUCCUCGUGUCCAUUCCUCUUCUUACUUCGCUCUGUUAGAAAAUCAUUGGUUUGGGUAUCAUUUGUCUUCCUCUGUGUGUCUGACAGUCCUGAUGGGGUUUAGGGUAAAAAAAAGAGUCUCCGAGCUCUCCGUCUCUCCUGUCUCGGGGCGUCACGUCAUCUUUGAAACAGGAGAGGGCCUCCAGUCUCUGGGAGGACAAUGUGGGAGUCUGUAGUGUGUGUGUGAGAGAAAGUCUUCAGUUCAGGACCAGUCACUGAGGGGUCACUGUAGUCCCACCAGGGUCAUCUUACAUCCGAGCCCAUUCAGGCUUUAAACAAAGCACACACAAGCCUUCUUCAGCUCUCUCUCUCUCUCUCUCUCUCUCACACACACACACACACACACACACACACACACACACACACAGAUUGAGCUAAGGUGGAAUUCACCUCAGUUUCAUCCAUUUCAGACAGUGAAUGGAGAGAAUCAUGUUCUCCACCUACAGAAGACCAACUAGAACACGAGGUAAUGCUCCAUUCUUCCUGGUAUGAACAUGGAAAAAGUAGCAAGAACACUUUGUAUUGUUGUCAACCUCGUUAUAACAUACUACAGUAUAGGCCUAGACAUUUGGCAGAAAAAUGCAUCCUACAAAUGUGUAAUACAGUGCUCACACUUGUUGAACCGUUUGUCAGUUCAAACUGGAUUCAGCCCUUGUUGUCGAUUUGCUCAAAGGCAUUCUAGAACUGGGUUUCUAAAGGCAGUAUUAUCAGGAAGGAUCCGUCUCUGGGAUCGGCUAGCUCUCCCUGUUGGUAUGUCAGAGCCCACUCAUUUAGUUUCCCUUUAGUGUGAGGCUGUGUUAGACCAGGGAGCUGGGUAAAUGGCUGGUCUGAAAUGGCACCCUAUUCCCUAUAGGGGACUACUUUUGACCAGCGCCCUACAACCUGAGUCCUAUGGGCCCUGGUGAAAAAGUAGUGCACUAUAUCUUGAACAGGGAGUCAGUUCGGAUGCACCCAAUCUGUGACCCCCCCCCCCCCUUAUGCCAGGUGGCAAAUCGGGCUGAAGGUGGAGAUCUGACUUGACUACAUUCCCCUGGCACCCCCCUUCUAUUCAAGGUAAAACAUAAACAGUGUUCUGAGAAGCAGAGUGAGUGGGAGGAAUGCUAGCAGAGUGUAGAGAGAGUCCUUGCCAAGACUUCGCCGCCACUCCCGCUCCAUCAAAGUUAACCCAAAACACAACCCAUGAAACGGUACAUGAACAGGAAGCGGGAAAAACACAUCCAGUUAGUGUAGGUCUAAGUGGGAGGGAAAACAACGAAUCCAGUUAAUGUAGGUCUAAGUGGGAGGGAAAACAACAACAGUUUGUGAGUUUGUUAGUUAUUUCUACAGUUGUUGUUGUUGUUGCAGAAAGCAGCAGGAGGGCAGUGCUAGUGCUCCUGCCAGAGAAGAGAUCGUGUGACUGUUCUGGCACGGUGUGUGUGUGUGUGUGUGUGGAGAAGAGAAGCCUCCCAGAGAGAGAAAUAUAUAACCACAGUACAGUAACACUCACUCUCCACCAUUUUACCAACACAGAGCGAGGCAAUCAACCAAGGCUUGCAUUCCAAUUUCAAUACUAACCAGCUCGAAAGACAUGAUAGACUUUAUCAGGACCAGAUUACAACCAGUUCUGGUAAUAAACUAGUUAUUACUUCAACCAGCUUUUGCCCACUGGGUACACAACACUAUCUGCCCACUACAUUGCUCCAUAAUACAUAGUAUGGACAUUUGGAACACAGAGGUUCGAACUUUGAGUCAAAUUUUCACUUAGUCAUGUAUUGAAAUGAAUGGGAAAAUGUCACUUACACGGAAGUUACUAUUCAUCCCUAAAAGAGAUGAUGAUUAUCAUACUAGCCACUGUGAGCUUAAAUCACAACGUGUGUUUGUGAGUUCAUCAUGAUACACAUGAGUAACGUUAAAAAAACAUUCAGAGACCAUUGUGUUGUUUUGGGCGAUUUGAAAGAGGCCUGUCCCCUAGUAAAAGGUGCCUCAACGUAAUGUCAGACCUGACUGUCCAUUUGGUCGUCCUCUCCAGUGUCUCUUCUGUUAAUCCAGCCACCAUCUGUCUUUGGCAUCGUGUUCCCUCAUAGUGCUCCGGGCUGCAUUCAGGACUACCAAAGUUACACAGAAACGUUCCAGAUUGAAGCCCGAUAGGAGUUUUUCCCGUUUUUGUACUGUGUAAUAACCAUCCUGUGUCCUCUUGCUCUGUUUUAAACUUUAAAAAAUGCUGCAUUCCUUCUUUCCUCUCCUCCUUGAAAAUCAUAUUGUUGAUAAUGUCAAGGAAGAGAAGGAUGUUUUU
Molecule: messenger RNA, 8517 nt
Organism: Oncorhynchus kisutch (coho salmon)
Lineage: Eukaryota; Metazoa; Chordata; Actinopteri; Salmoniformes; Salmonidae
Product: ectonucleoside triphosphate diphosphohydrolase 7-like
Exons: 13
Coding region: 1290-3104 (604 amino acids)
Biological process (GO): CTP metabolic process; UDP catabolic process
Cellular component (GO): membrane; Golgi apparatus
Molecular function (GO): ribonucleoside triphosphate phosphatase activity; UDP phosphatase activity; GDP phosphatase activity
Source: RefSeq, a predicted model, not a curated record